Molecule: messenger RNA, 4522 nt
Organism: Xyrichtys novacula (pearly razorfish)
Lineage: Eukaryota; Metazoa; Chordata; Actinopteri; Labriformes; Labridae
Source: the annotation of a GenBank genome assembly
CAAUGGCUGAACACCGGAUGCGAGAUAUCCGCUGCAACAACAAGCGCUCUGUUCCCCCUUCAGCUUGACGCCAUUUACAGCCCAAAUCCCGACCUCCCCUCCGGAAAGAGUGAAAAAAAAAAAACUCACACAUCAGAAAAAGUACUCGCAAGCCCACCGAGCUUUGCUGAUAAAACACACCAGAUUGAAAACACUCCGCGGCGCUCCCGUUUCUCCUUUUUUACGUUUUCUUCCUCGUUUUUGAAGAAGUGUGGACUUGAGUGAAGUUUUACACUCGGGUGAGUGAUGUUUUCGCCCGUUUAAAGCCUCGUGCUCCUGCGCAAAACAUGGGAUUUACGUCUUAGCGCCGCCGUAUGAAAACUUUCUCAAUGGAUUUUAUCAUCGACUUCCCAGGCUGAGUAACCGAUGAAGGGACUCGACUCUCUCUCCAUUUGGAUUUAUUUCAUCUAAGCGGGGGCUAUAGCGUCGAAAGCACGGUAUGUUGAUCCUUUUUGUCAACCACGGACUGUCGUGGAAAGAUUUAAAGCAACCUUUUUUUCUGUUAAAGUUGAAUUUAUGAAGUUUACAUGCUUUAAUCGACCAACUAGUCGACUCUUGGGGGAGACAGAUUAAUGUUUAUGUUUUAAAACAGGGUGUUGUCUUACUUUAUACUCAUUAUUUAUCAUCUUAAACAUUGAAAAUUUAAUCGAUUAAUCGCAGGUGUGCACUGGCAAAUGAAUUAUCUCACAGCUGGGUUCAGUUUGAUUAGAAAAUAAUCAAAGUUUGUUUGUUUGCAUGUAUCUAAGCUACACCCUUUAACUUGGCCCUCUAUAUACUUUCCAAAUGCAAACACCACCUUUGCUGAAUCUUUGUAUUCAUGUGGUUUAUAUUGACUGUAUGAUUUUUGUCUAUGAUGUGUGCAUAAAAGUCAUCACUUUGCCUUAGUUAAAUCCAGCCAGCCCCCCACUCAUCAUCCAGCCUGCACCAAGGCCCUGUAAGUAAAUAAGGGCCCUUACGUCCCCCCACUAUCUUUUAAUUUGCCUGUAAGCCCUUCAUUUGGGGCUUAGAAGCCCAAAGAAACCCCCCACCGCUCGAACACAUCACUCACACUUAACAUGGACCCAUUCAUGCACCAACCAGACUUUUUUUUAUCUCGUCCCUCAUCUGCUUUUCAACGGUGUCAGUAUGUAAAAAUGUGUUAAAAUAGGGGAAGGUGGCUACAGGCUGUUUUCAUGCGUCAAACAAAGCCCUUUCCUGUAUUGACAUUAAAAGGAGGAUUUGAAAGCUAAUUACCUCAAGGAAGGAGAAUUAAGGAUACUACUGUCUCUUUCUUUCUUUGGCAUGAUAUGCUGGUGAAAAAAGGGAGUGAAUAAACAUUAGCAUAUCACAUUGUCACCCUUUGUGCCAAAUAAUGAUUGAACUGAAUGCUAAACGAUGAGACGUUUGUAUUUUUCAAGGUUUUCAAGUGAAAGAAAGCAUAUUUUUGGUGUUGCAACAUGAGAUGUGGUUUAAGUGCUCAGUAAACUACUGGAAACAUUUUGCCGUUGCAUAAAGUUGAAUAUCUGAUCAGAAACGUAAGCAGAUCCCAGAGAUGUCACCACUUAAGUAGCAAAAUAUGUGAAAAAAUUACCCUGGUUUGAAAGCACCAAUGCAGAUCGAGUAGAGUGCGAUUUUGAGAGUAAGAUAAAGCUUUAAGAUUUGACGCUGAAGAUUGACGACUGCGAUAAUUCAGAAAAUGUCACCCAGAAUGAAGAGUGAACAGGAAAUAUCGUCUAUCAAUGUAAAGGAUACACGGCUUACUUUGUAGUCGUAUUUCUUAUGUUUUAGCUUAAAAUUUACCCGACAAGAUCAACAACAUUUUUGUUUGAACACCAACAUCAAAAACUUUGAAUCGCUUUGUUCAAGAUAAGGCUUAAGACAACAUCCAAUUCUGCGUUUCCACCUUGCACUCUAGUUGGGUCCAGCACAGAUCUUUUCUCUCGCAAAGCCACCAGCUAAAUUCACAAUCUGAUCGAUUUAGAGUUGAUUUUUUGGUUUUUAAAUGACGGUUGCGCUAUCUUGGCUGUAGCUAGAAAGCCAGGUCGUGAACGAAACAAAACUAGUCUCAAAACAUUUCCAUCAAAUAAAUAAACAGUAAAGAGCUGUAAAAAUGACAGUAUUUAAUCGUUAAAUGUACAUCCCGUUAGGCUUUUGCUAACACGUCUUGCCAACUGUUUUUAUACGCCUCCUUGGUCGUAACCAAACCAAAGAGGGCAUGUUGCCGCAGACAGGAUUGAUUCGAUAUGACGUGUGAAAUCUGGACGUCUCUGGUGUUGUCAGAGGGUUAUAACAAGUAUAAAGCGACACGAUGGAGAUGAUUACUUCACUCUGAAGUUAUGUCCAGGACAGUUGUUUAGAGAAGAAGUAACUUGAGAGAGCCGACUCCAGAGGCCCAAACAUCCCUCACACAGACUUUAAACAUUGCACCACCUUUGUAAUCAAGCUUUUCAUCUCCGUCUCCACCGCUGUGAUGAUGAUGCCUCAUUUCCAUAGUGGUGCCUGUACAGAUAUCUGUUAUGAUUUGCAUGGUAUCAUUUGCAUGGCUCGGCACACACUGACUUAAAAUGUCUUGUUUCGUUUGCAGGACUUCAGAUGUGUCCCAUGCCAGCCAGAGCAGCCCUUCAGUCCCGAGAUGGAUUCCAGAAGUCAGAACGACAGCGAGGGAGGAGGAGGGCGCCGCGGGUGGUCACCGUCAUUGACCCGCUUGCCAGACAGGCAGCUCGGCGAAGGGAGACCGCAGCCACAGCCUCCGCCAAUCCAAGAUAGUCCAUCAGAUUCUGGGCUCACCAAUGGGCAGCCACCCCAUACCUCAGCAGUGCUAUCUCUGGAUCAGAUCAGGAUAACUGGGAGUAGUAAUGAGUAUACAGAGGGGCCCACAGUGGCCCAAAGGUCUCCAGCCUCACAGCUUAGGCAACAGAAGAGUGACUCGGCUUCAUCAGUAGGUUCAAGGACCAGCGAGCAGCAGGAGACCCAGGAAGAGAGGCAUAAUAACCUCCUCAACCUGCAUUCAUUGACCCAGUAUGGAAACACAAACACGUCUGUUUCUUCCAGGGAGAGUACGCUACGGUUAUCCAGUGCUGAAGACUCGCAGAGGACCAGUGAGGGGAGCAUCUCCUCAGGCCAGAGGCUCCUCGUCGGCCUGGCAGGCAGUAGCCAGAUAAUCAGAACCCAGCCGACAACUACAGAGAUCAUUUCAGAAGAGCUGAAACCCUUGAACAACGAGUCCAGGGCUGUGGUGGCCACGCCGGGCAGCAGAAGCUCUAAAAAUCAAGGUGCGCACUCCAACAAGUGUGAAGACUGCGGUCGUUGCUGUUGCGACGAGUGCACGCGCCCGCGGGUGCUUCCUUCCUGCUGGAUGUGUGGCCACCGCUGCGUGUGCUCGAUGCAGAACAUGGUGGAAUAUGGGACGUGUGUCUGCUGCGUCAAGGGGCUCUUCUACCACUGCUCCAGCGACGAUGAGGACACCUGCGCCGACAAGCCCUUCUCCUGCACACAGCAGCACUGCUGCGUGCGCUGGACUACCGUGUCCCUCCUCUCCCUGCUCUUCCCCUGUCUCCUGUGCUACCUCCCAGCUAAAGGAUGCCUAGCUGUGUGCCAGAGCUGCUAUGACCGAGCGUCCAGACCGGGCUGUCGAUGCAAAAACCCAAACCCUAUCCACUGUGAGGAUUCUUGCAAGCAAACGUAGGAGAGAUGGUUGUGAUCGUGAUGGAAAGGCAGAUGGAUGGACUUCAUGGAUAAUAGUUUUGAAGUGUUGAUUAGCAAGCUAAUUAUGCUGUUGUGUUUGAGUUUUCGUGUUUUCUAUCUUGUUUGACAAAAACCUUCCUCUCAAAGGCACUGGCGGUGCACACACUCACCCUAGCAUCCACUUGAAAGUAAACCAAAAUAAGCGCUCCCCAUGUUUAAAGGUAUGAAAAGAAAAGUGUCGAUCUUGUGUUGUUGCUUCAAGACUCCAAACAGAUAGCCUUUAUUUUUAACAUUUAAUACAACUUAUAUUCUAAGAACAGACUCCUUUUACUAACUGAGUAAAGUAGUAAAUUUAAAGUAGAGUCAAACAGAUGUUUUAUUUUUGUACAUACUUUGUAAUUCUUCAACUGUGAAGCUUCUGCCGCUCCAGUGGCACCUUGAUAAAUCUACAUUUCUAUGAAUCUGUCAACUCUUUGGUACAUUCACUGAAAUGUAUGUCAAUCAUGUAAUGUAAUUUACAAAGGAAAAGUCUUAUCCCUUCGACUUGUAAAUUGUACAGUGACCCUGUAUGAGAAAUUUAUUUUCUAAUUCCAACAUUACUUAGUGUAAAGUUAAAAGUAUAUAUAUUUAUUUGAAGGUUUAUUAUUUUAUAAUGAAAAAUAUUUAUUUUAAGAAAGCAUUGUUAAUGCGUCGCCUCUGCUGUGGCCGCAGAUACCGAGGUGACCUGUAUGAGUGUCGAAAGCUGGAUGAAUAGUUUACUAUGAAUUAGAAGACAAAUAUAUUAACGUUUGAAAUUAAACAACCUUGAAGUUUGACGGUA